CGCGGAUAAAGCCCCGUUGCCUUUGACUCGCGGCAGGUGGGGAAAGUCCCCCCCCGCUUCUCCCCCAGUUUCCACGGGAUCGCGCACCCGGAGUGCAGCGCAAGGCGGGGCGCGCAGCGCAGGCGCAGUUGCAGCCGCCGUUAUGGCGGAGAAGGUGCAGAAGAGCGUGAAGAUCGCGCCGGGAGCCGUGGUGUGCGUGGAGAGCGAGAUCCGCGGGGAUGUGACCAUCGGGCCCAGGACCGUGAUCCAUCCCAAGGCCAGGAUCAUCGCCGAAGCGGGGCCCAUCGUCAUCGGGGAGGGGAACCUGAUCGAGGAGCAGGCGCUCAUCAUCAACGGGUAUCCGGAAAAUAUUAUGCCAGAAACUGAAGAUGUGGAGCCCAAACCGAUGAUCAUUGGCACCAACAAUGUUUUCGAAGUUGGGUGUUAUUCCCAAGCAAUGAAGGUUGGAGACAACAAUGUCAUCGAAUCCAAAGCAUUUGUCGGCAGGAACGUGAUCCUAACGAGCGGCUGCAUCAUCGGAGCCUGCUGUAACAUCAACACCUACGAGGUGAUCCCCGAGAACACUGUCAUCUAUGGGGCUGACUGCCUCCGCCGCGUCCAGACUGAGCGGCCACAGCCUCAGACGCUGCAGCUGGAUUUCCUGAUGAAGAUCUUGCCAAACUAUCAUCACCUAAAGAAGACCAUGAAGGCCACGUCCACACCUGUCAAGAGCUGAGUGCCUUCCGCUGCUGAUGGCUGUUCUCUGGAGCGCUACAUGGCCCUGGGAAAUGGCUGGUCUCUGUGUCCCAGCUUUGGAACAAGCCCGUCUUGCUUCUUUGUGUCCUUUAUUUAUAUUCCACCAAGCAUCUCGGACCAGUUUUGAGUCUGUUGUCUGUUGCACACUAACUGUAUUGGUUGGGCUUUGUAUUGGGAAUAAAAUGUCACCUUCUUCUCCAUCAA
Messenger RNA from Cuculus canorus (common cuckoo), 939 nucleotides. RefSeq names its product dynactin subunit 6 (gene DCTN6). Lineage: Eukaryota; Metazoa; Chordata; Aves; Cuculiformes; Cuculidae. Gene Ontology annotation, molecular function: dynein complex binding. Gene Ontology annotation, biological process: mitotic spindle organization. The record is from RefSeq and is a predicted model, not a curated record. The transcript is spliced from 7 exons. Gene Ontology annotation, cellular component: dynactin complex. The coding region runs from base 143 to 715 and encodes 190 amino acids.